Ramularia collo-cygni is the source of this 1449-nucleotide messenger RNA. RefSeq names its product related to sphingolipid hydroxylase. Lineage: Eukaryota; Fungi; Ascomycota; Dothideomycetes; Mycosphaerellales; Mycosphaerellaceae. The record is from RefSeq and is a predicted model, not a curated record. Gene Ontology annotation, molecular function: oxidoreductase activity; iron ion binding. The transcript has a single exon. Gene Ontology annotation, biological process: lipid biosynthetic process. The coding region runs from base 1 to 1449 and encodes 482 amino acids.
AUGGCCAACACGACCGCCAUGUCCGACUUGCCGCCGCUUCCAGACUAUACCAUGAAGCCGCUCCCGCCCCUUGUCCCCGGCAUUCCCGAUGCCUACACCACCCUCGUAUUGCCGGUGAUCGCAUACUGGGCAGUAUCAAUGCUGUUCCACUUGGUCGAUGAGUGGGAUCUGUUCCCGCAGUAUCGUCUGCACACACCCGCCGAGGUGCUCAAGAGGAAUCACGUCAGCAGAUGGGAUGUGUUCCGGGAUGUGAUCAUCCAGCAGGUUAUUCAGACGAUGUUUGGUCUGGUCCUUGCAUUAAUCGACCCGGUGCCGGAGUAUGGAAAGGAGGACUAUGACGUGGCAUGGUGGGCUCAGAAUGUUCGAAUCGCACAGAGGGCUCUACCUGUUGCGCUGGUCACCCUUGGCCUGGAUGUCAAGUCCGUUGCAAGCAAUUUGAGUGCAUCCCAUGCUAUGCUGGCCGGAGCCUUGUCUGGAGGAGUCUAUCCAAAUCUCACACAGACGGUCAUGGUCUUGGGAGAGCCAACUUCUGUACCCGCGUUUGCCAACUGGGAGAUUUUGAUCGCAAAGACGAUAUACUACUUCCUGGUCCCUGGCUUGCAAUUCUUCCUGGCCACAUUGGUGGUCGACACAUGGCAGUAUUUUCUUCACCGAGCCAUGCACAUGAACAAGUUUCUGUAUACAACCUUCCACAGUCGCCAUCAUCGACUGUAUGUUCCAUAUGCAUACGGCGCGCUUUACAACCAUCCAGUUGAGGGCUUUGCUUUGGAUACUCUAGGGACUGGCAUCGCAUAUCUGGUAACCGGCAUGACCGUCCGACAAAGCAUGUGGUUCUUCACCAUGUCCACCAUUAAGACCGUUGAUGAUCACUGUGGAUAUGCAUUCCCAUGGGACCCGCUGCAGCACUUGACAAGCAACAAUGCUGGAUACCAUGAUGUGYACCAUCAGAGCUGGGGAAUCAAGACGAACUUUUCUCAGCCAUUCUUUACUUUUUGGGACAGUCUACUGGGCACUAAAUGGACCGGGGGAGAUGUGAGCGCUCGCUACGAAAGGGCUAGAGUAGCCGCACAGAAGAAGUUGGACGCGGAUGCCACCUCAGGGUCCAUAGCUGGGGAGGUCAGCGAAAACGCAGCUGGUGAGAAGCUUUAUGCCGACGACGCAUCAAAUGCGUCUAUGUUAGCGCAGAACGCGAGGACAGUCGCAGAGUCUCAGUCAAAUAAGGCUUCCAACCAGGCCGCAGCUUCAAGGCAGCAGAUCCUCGACGACCCUAAGAGUGGUGGCAUAAGCGUGCUUGUCGAAGAGUCUGCCGAGGAAGUCCGAGCGAAGUCAAGACAGAGCACUCGCAGACGGAAGGCGAACUCGGGACUGAAAGGGCUUGCUGAUAGAGUAGGGGAGUCCUUGCACGGGAAAGGUACAGGUGUUUUAGGCGUUGAAAGCCGACGGAGAUAA